This is a messenger RNA of Lachnellula hyalina, 1602 nucleotides long. RefSeq lists its product as uncharacterized. The record is from RefSeq and is a predicted model, not a curated record. Lineage: Eukaryota; Fungi; Ascomycota; Leotiomycetes; Helotiales; Lachnaceae. Bases 1 to 1602 code for a protein of 533 amino acids. The transcript is spliced from 2 exons.
AUGGGCCUCAUCAACGUCCGCGAUCUUCUCGCAUUCCCCCAGGGCGACAACACCACCGAUACCCUCAUUGGAGGCAUCCAUUGGAACCUCACGACUUUGAAGCAUUGGAACUACACCUACUACUCGAAUGGCACGUUUUCAAAUGGCUCCCUAUGCUUCCUCCUUUUCGAACCCUACACUCCGCACCUCCUCCAGAACGGCACAUUUCUCAAUAGCACAUCAUGCUAUUCCCCAAUCGAACCGUUGCAGAUACGAUCAAAAGUCGGGCUGGGAUUUGCAUGUAUAUUUGCCCUGAGCCUUAUGUUUACAUUCAUCAAUCUGAGGAAACAUGGGAGGCUGUUUCUACCAACAGAAAAACGGUUCCGGGCAGUCGGAAGAAGAUGGCAGUGGUAUUGGAUGCUGGUAGUCGCAGCUUUUGCGAUUAUAAGUAGUAUCACGGGUGUGGAUGUGGAUCGAUACUAUCUACCGGAAUUGCCAAUCGUCUUAUCGAACUUCUUCUGGUUUCUGAUGUUGCCGACUACAAUGUGUAUUGUAUGGGAGAGCGUGCGGCAUUGGGGUAGCUGGCAGGAAAGACAAAUGAUUGAUCCGAAUCCCUUUUUACUUAGGCAAGACGACCGGCGAAGUAAAGUAGAGUUCUUUUUGCCGUUGGUGUUCUACUUUUGUGCUUGGCUGGUAUAUUCCCCGAGAUUGUCCAAGGUUCCACGGCCUUGGUCUGCUAUUGAACGACAACGAGAUCCCGAUCAAGCGCGGCUACAAGCAGAACCUGUUGCUACUGAUGCCCGAUUCAAAGUCGCGGCAUUUCUCCUCUUUGGUGGCUGGCUCACCACGGUCUUCUCCCUCCACCACUCCAUCAAACAUUACAAACCCCGGAAUCGCGGAGUAUUCAACCGAAUGUUCGGAAUUGUCAGAUACAUACCUAUCAAGUUUCUCUUCACACUUCCACUCUCUCUGUUAAUGAUUGGAUACGAAGCCGCAUGUGCAUUCGACUUCUCCGUAUCCCCACUCAACUAUAACACGAACCUCGCCAUAAUGUUCGGCCUAGGCUGGGCACCCAUAGCCCUCAUCUUUGUGGUCUAUGAAAUAGCAGGUUAUUUCGAUCCCAACGAAGACCGUGAGCUCCUCCGACAACGUCGUGUCCGCGGUAUCGAAGCAGACCAGGAAAUCGGUAUCACGAAGAAGCCACACUGGUGGUCACGACUGCACGGCGAAAACCGCGCUCUUAAUAUCCACGACCGAAUUGCGCGAAAUGUGUCAGAGAUAGGGGGUGGGAGAGCAACGACGAAGAAUCUAGAGCGGGGUAUUGAAAUGGGUAAUAUGCCAGCAAGCAAGAAGAACGACGAUCAUAGACCACCUGAAAAUAUCGAGUCUAUCCGUGCAACUGCCAACUUGCUAUUUCCCAAUUCAACAAACGAGGAGACUCAAGAGCGGUUUACUGAUGCACCGCUGACUGGGAGAGGACGCACUCCUGGAUCUAGUGCGCGACCAGUCUCCAGUACGAGAAACGAGACGAGAACAGGGUCUAGUGACCGCAGUAAUAGCUCGAAUAGUAGUGUUACUCUUGGUGCGCAACCGCAACAGAUUCGGUCUAUGCUGGAUGUUUAG